Blepharisma stoltei is the source of this 2039-nucleotide messenger RNA. The record is from the annotation of a GenBank genome assembly. Lineage: Eukaryota; Ciliophora; Heterotrichea; Heterotrichida; Blepharismidae.
AUGAGGUAUUUUGCAUCUCACCUUUUCAUUGCUUUUCUAUUUUUAAAUCAAGCCCUCACUUAUAACGGCCACACAUUACUUCAAUUUCUUUUGCUCAAGCAAGACUCUACGACUGAAGAAUCCUCAGAUUCACAAGCUGACACAUCUGAUACAGCCUCUCAAACUCAAGACUCCUCAUCUGAGUCUUCUUCUGAUUCCGAAGUAACUACAAGCAUGGGGAAAAUCGGCGAAGGCGUAGAAAAAAUUGACGAAGACUUGUCGUCCUUUUCAACAAAAUUCGAUUCAGCAUUAAAAGAUUUAAAUAAGCAAAUUGAAACCUCAAUUAGCACUACUUCUGAUAUGACGAUUACUCUUAUGGAUGCACAGAUAUCACAAUAUGAAGCAGAACUUGAAACAAUAAACCAAAUAAUUGCCCAGCUAGAAAAAGAGCUUGUCAUUUAUACUGAUAAAUGCGGAGAUUUUGCAUCAUGCACAAGCUGCACUGUAAGUAAUAGUUGCAUAUGGUGCAAUUCAAAAGAAGAGUGCAUGGCUGGAGAUAGUGAGGGACCUUAUGAGUCUGCAUGCGACUCUUUCGAGUACAAUUCUUGUCCAGAUGCCGCAUGUGAAGAAUUUUAUAGCUGCUCUUCGUGUUUAACAAGAUCUGAUUGUGGAUGGUGCGAUAGUGGACAGUAUUGUUUAACUGGAACUGCAGAAAAUUCUGGAGAUUGUGACGAGCUUUACUAUUACCACUCCCAGGCAGCAAAUAGCGAGUGUCCUGAGGACUCUGGAAGUUCCACAGAAGGUCAAGACUCUGACUCCCCCUCCGAGAGUGAACAAAAUCUUGUUCACUCACGGAGGGAGUUAAUUUCUUUUUUUUUAAAAAAAUUUAUAUAUUAAUUUUUUUUCGAAAUUUAAAAAAAUCUUACUUCUAUAAAAAUUGGAAAGCAAAUAUUAAUUUAAUUUGUAAAAAUUUAUAUUUUAAAACGCAAUUUGUUUAAGUUAUCACUUAUAUAUCAUCAAAAUAUCUUUCCAAAAAAAAAUUUUAAUUAAAAAAUUUUUUUGUUCUCUCACGAGAGUGGGUUUUUGGGCAAAAAAUACGGAUUUUUCCAAUGGUUUGCUCGCGUACGGAGGGGGGGAGUGAGUAUGAUAGGUAUAUAAGCUCCAACCCAACAGAAAGUGAAGAUGAGUGGAUAAAUGACACUGAAAAAAAGUUGGAUGAAUAUAGACUUCAAGCCUCAGUAUUAAAUUCAAAAAUUUCUGUACUUGAAAGCGAUAAAGAAAAUAUUGAGUCGACUACGGAAGAAGGAUUAGCAAUUGAAAUGAAUGAUAUUGCGGUUGAGCAUACUCUUGAUGGACUCGGAAAAGAAGUUGAUAGCUUAUAUCAGGACGAAAUCGAUGAAAGCAGAGAAUAUGAAGAAGAGCUAGCUGAAAGCUCUAGCGAUCAAGUAGUUAGCGAAGUAGGGGAAGUUAUAGAUGAAAGCACUGAUGAAGUCAAUCAGGAAAUAGAUGACACCACCGAAUAUUUUGAGAAGGAAAUCGAUGAUUUAGACGAUGAGCUUUCUGCUCAGUUAGCUGAACUAGAAACGAGUCUUAAUGAGCUCGAAGAGUCUGUUGACUCUGCAAGUACAACUACUACAACAACGUCAGACACUACAUCAACAGAUACAACCGAUGGGACGGAGACUACUCAAACGUCCACAGAAACUACUGAGGGAGCAGAAACUGAAUCUUCCGAAACUGAAGGAGAUACUGAAACAUCAGAUUCAAGCCAAGAAACUGAAGUGGCUUCAUUUUUGCAAAUAAACGAAGUGCUGGGAGGAAGGUCAAUAAAAACAUUUAAUUGUAGGAAAAUUUUGGACUUUAUAAUGAAGGAAAUGUUUGAAGCGAAUUCUGAAGAAGAAUUUGAACAAAAGAAGCUCGAGUUGUAUGAAAAAUUAAUUUCCAGAGCUAAAGACAAAUUUUAUGGAAAUAUUGACUCUCAGAAUUUAGAAGAAAUCAUGAGCAUAACAUAUGAGCAUAGAGAAGAUAAGAGUUUCAUUCGAAAGCUGCAAUACUGUUAA